Messenger RNA from Ceratina calcarata, 3918 nucleotides. It is a transcript of the gene alphaCOP, whose product is annotated as coatomer subunit alpha. Bases 96 to 3755 code for a protein of 1219 amino acids. Gene Ontology annotation, molecular function: protein binding; structural molecule activity. Gene Ontology annotation, cellular component: COPI vesicle coat. NCBI's taxonomy places the organism in Eukaryota, Metazoa, Arthropoda, Insecta, Hymenoptera, Apidae. The record is from RefSeq and is a predicted model, not a curated record. Gene Ontology annotation, biological process: intra-Golgi vesicle-mediated transport; endoplasmic reticulum to Golgi vesicle-mediated transport; retrograde vesicle-mediated transport, Golgi to endoplasmic reticulum. The transcript is spliced from 3 exons.
UGACGUGUCUCCUUCGUCCGUGUCAAAUUUACGAGGGUUAGACGUGUGGAAUGGUUUUCUGAACGUACAAUAUUCAUCAAUAUAUUUAAUAGAAGAUGUUAACAAAAUUCGAGACAAAAUCUGCUCGCGUAAAGGGGCUGUCGUUUCAUCCGAAACGUCCUUGGGUCCUUGCGAGUUUGCACAAUGGAGUUAUUCAAUUAUGGGACUACCGUAUGUGCACUUUAUUAGACAAGUUCGAUGAACAUGAUGGACCAGUUCGUGGAAUCUGUUUCCACAACCAGCAACCAUUAUUCGUAUCCGGUGGUGACGAUUAUAAAAUUAAAGUAUGGAAUUACAAACAGAGAAGAUGUAUCUUCACUCUGCUAGGCCAUUUAGAUUAUAUUAGAACGACUCUGUUCCACGAAGAGUAUCCCUGGAUUCUGAGUGCUUCAGAUGAUCAGACGAUUCGUAUUUGGAACUGGCAAAGCCGUACUUGUAUUUGUGUCUUGACUGGACACAAUCACUAUGUAAUGUGUGCACAGUUCCAUCCUACAGAAGAUAUCAUUGUAUCAGCUUCCUUGGAUCAAACGGUCAGAGUAUGGGAUAUCUCUGGAUUGAGGAAGAAAAACGUAGCUCCUGGUCCAGGAGGCUUGGAAGAUCACUUAAAGAAUCCUGGGACUACAGAUUUAUUUGGUCAAGCUGAUGCUGUUGUGAAACAUGUCCUCGAGGGACACGACAGAGGAGUCAAUUGGGCAUGUUUCCAUCCCACGUUGCCCUUAAUUGCUUCUGGAGCUGAUGACCGACAGAUUAAAAUGUGGAGAAUGAACGAUGCCAAAGCAUGGGAAGUUGACACGUGUCGUGGACAUUAUAAUAACGUAUCCUGUGUCUUAUUCCAUCCUAGACAAGAUCUUAUUCUCUCGAAUUCUGAAGACAAGAGUAUUCGCGUUUGGGAUAUGUCUAAACGUACUUGUCUGCACACGUUCAGAAGAGAGCACGAGAGAUUCUGGGUUCUAGCUGCGCAUCCAACGUUAAAUCUCUUUGCUGCUGGCCACGAUUCCGGAAUGAUCAUCUUCAAACUAGAAAGAGAACGUCCAGCGUAUGCUGUGUAUGGAAAUGUUCUUUAUUACGUGAAAGAACGUUUCCUCCGGAAGCUGGAUUUUACUACUUCGAAAGAUGUCUCGGUUAUGCAAAUACGCGGCGGAGGAAAGAUGCCUCCUUAUAGCAUGUCGUAUAAUCAAGCAGAGAACGCUGUUUUAAUUUGUACAAGAUCGCCGAAUAACAUCGAGAAUAGCACGUACGAUUUAUAUAUGAUACCGCGCGAGGGUGAUUCGAAUACCGAUGCCGAUACGAAACGGGCUUCGGGUGUUACUGCCAUUUGGGUUGCCAGAAAUCGUUUCGCAGUAUUAGACAGAGCUUAUUCAUUAGUAAUCAAGAAUUUGAAGAACGAAGUUACGAAGAAGGUGCAGAUUCCGAACUGUGACGAGAUAUUUUACGCCGGCACGGGAAUGCUUCUUCUCCGUGAUGCCGAACAAGUGACUCUCUUCGAUGUUCAGCAGAAGAGAACGUUGGCGGAAGUAAAGAUCGCUAAAUGCAGAUACGUCGUUUGGUCCAGUGAUAUGUCUCACGUCGCACUGCUCGCCAAACAUACGGUCAAUAUUUGUAAUAGAAAAUUAGAAUCCUUGUGCUCCGUACACGAAAAUACUAGAGUAAAAUCGGGAGCCUGGGACGAUUCAGGUGUCUUCAUUUAUACCACUAGCAAUCAUAUUAAAUACGCUAUUAAUAAUGGCGAUCAUGGGAUUAUUCGUACUUUAGAUCUUCCGAUUUACGUGACGCGAGUCAAAGGAAAUCAAGUUUAUUGUUUAGACAGAGAAUGCAGGCCGAGGAUUCUUCGGAUAGAUCCGACGGAGUAUAAAUUCAAAUUGGCAUUAAUUAAUAGGAAAUACGAGGAGGUUUUGCACAUGGUUCGUAAUGCAAAUCUCGUUGGACAAUCUAUAAUUGCAUAUCUGCAACAGAAAGGAUAUCCCGAAGUUGCUUUGCACUUCGUCAAAGAUGAGAAGACUAGGUUUGGUCUGGCCCUCGAGUGCGGGAACAUCGAAGUCGCUUUAGAGGCUGCGAAAUCACUCGAUCAGAAAUCUUGUUGGGAGAGCCUGGCUCAAGCAGCUCUGUUACAGGGCAAUCAUCAAGUCGUAGAAAUGUGCUAUCAGAGGACUAAGAAUUUCGAAAAACUCGCGUUCCUCUAUCUGAUAACUGGCAAUCUGGAGAAGUUACGUAAAAUGAUAAAAAUUGCGGAAAUCAGGAAGGACGUCUCUGGACAGUAUCAGGGAAGCUUGUUGCUCGGCGAUAUUUACGAGCGUGCGAAAAUAUUACGGAACUCCGGCCAAGCUUCCUUAGCUUACGUGACCGAGAAGAUCCACGGUAUAGCGUCUCAAGAAGAUGACCCAGUGAAGGUUGCCCAGUACAGUUCGAUGAACGAAGAACUCUCUGCUCUUGAAAAAGGAGCGGUGUAUCUCCGACCACCAGUGCCGAUUCAACAAGCCGAGAACAACUGGCCGUUAUUAACAGUGUCGAAAGGAUUCUUCGAAGGAGCGAUGAUGUCUCGAGGAAAGAGCCAAGUGGCCGCUGCACUGGCUCCCGAAGAAGAUGCCCCGGAAGUAGCCGCGGAAGGAUGGGGCAACGACGAAGAACUUGGAAUAGAUGAUGAAGAAGGCGUCGAAUAUGAAGCUGCGCCGGAAGAUGAAGCGACCGCUGGAUGGGACGUCGAGGAAGUAGAUCUACCACCGGAACUUGAAACAUCGACGAGUACGAUGGAAGACGGCUACUACGCACCGCCGAAGAAAGGUGUAUCAAAGGCUCAACAUUGGGUGGACAACUCUCGGCUAGCCGUAGAUCAUAUUCUAGCUGGAUCGUUCGAUUCCGCGUUCAGAUUGUUGAACGAUCAAGUCGGUGUAGUCGAAUUCGGACCAUUUGAGCCUCUUUUCAUGACUACAUUCGCUCGGGCCAGAACGUCGUUCGCCACAUUACCGAAUAUACCUUCCCUGUACGGAUAUCCUCAAAGAAAUUUGCAGGACAGUGGCCCGAAUAGUGCUGUUCCCGCUGUCGGAUUGCAUCUCACCGAUUUAGUUCAACGACUUCAAGUGUGCUAUCAUUUGACGACCGGAGGAAAGUUCCCGGAAGCGAUAGAGAAAUUGCAAGCGAUUUUACUCAGCGCGCCGUUGUUGGUCGUAGAAACGAAACAGGAGAUCCUGGAAGCGCAACAAUUGAUUCAAAUCUGCAGAGAGUACAUCCUCGGUUUGAAGAUGGAGACGGAGAGGAAGAAUCUACCGAAAUCUACUUUGGCCGAGCAGAAGCGAAUCUGCGAGAUGGCAGCCUAUUUCACGCACUGCAGUUUGCAAUCGGUUCACCAGAUCUUAACUUUAAGAAUAGCUGUAAAUAUGUUCUUCAAAUUGAAAAAUUACAAAACUGCCGCUUCGUUCGCGAGGCGACUGCUCGAGCUGGGCCCCAAACCCGAUUUGGCGCAACAAGUCAGGAAGAUCUUACAAGCAUGCGAUAAGAACCCAGUGGACGAGCAUCAAUUAGCGUAUGAUGAACACAAUCCAUUCUCCUUGUGCGCGAAGACGUUCGUCCCGAUUUACAGAGGGAAACCGGAAGUCAAGUGCCCGUUGUGCGGCGCCUGUUAUUUACCGCAAUUUAAAGACACAAUAUGCAAUGUCUGCGAAGUUGCACAAAUAGGAAAACAGUGUACUGGCUUAAAGAUAAGCCCCAUUCAAUUCCGAUAGAUUUUUGCUACUUUUAAUCGAUAUACAUGCAUUAACAACAGUUAAUCGUAAGCUAACAUCGUUGUUUUCAAUAUGUAAAAGGUAUUAUGUCAUUCCAGGAAGUAUUGUAAAUAUCACAAAGCAUACAAUGGUAAUGAACUUUAGGAAGCAUUUUCUUUGUUAA